AUGAGUCGCGAUAUUCUAAACAUAGGGGGUGAGCCUAUCUUCGACGAUCGUAUCGUUAAGAUCGAGACUCACACUUACAACCCAUACGCUAACACCACAUUCGGAUACAGCGAUGAAAUACGAAUACCUAUACAGCAUCAGGAUCUGUACACGUUACCGUGUGAGAGUUUUCUCUACGUCGAGGGAAAAUUUUCAACGACAAAACGAGAUGGAAACACAUCCGAGGAGCAACCUCCAAAAUUGUCGAAUAAUUGCGUCGCGUUCAUGUUCGAUGAGAUUCGGUACGAGUUAGACGGUGUGGAAAUCGAUAGAUCUAGAAACGUUGGUAUUACCAGUACGAUAAAAAAUUUCAUAUCGUUAACCACUGGCAGGAGUAUAACGUUAGAAAAUGCAGGAUGGGACGGCACGAUGCAGUUAUUUCGCACACCGCUUUCCGAGAAUUUCAACUUUUGCGUACCACUCAACACACUCCUAGGAUUUUGUGAAGAUUACAAACGCAUAGUGAUAAACGCGCGACACAAACUUAUCCUGAUACGUGCGCGUAACGAUAACAAUUGUGUUGUGACGCACGAAUCGACGGAACCUAAUAUCACACUAUUAAAGAUACAAUGGAGAAUGCCACAUGUAGUGCUGAACGAUGUCAAUAAAUUAUCACUUUUGCGAACGUUGGAAGGUGGACGAUAUCUCAGCGUAUGUUUCCGGUCGUGGGACCUGUACGAAUUUCCUCUGCUGCAAAGCACAACAAAGCAUUCGUGGGCCGUUAAAACAACGUCGCAAUUGGAAAAACCACGAUACGUAAUUUUUGCACUUCAAACCGGAAAAAGAAACGUAACGUCGAAAAAUGGUUCACAAUUCGACAUAUGUAAUCUCACUAAUGUGAAACUUUUUUUGAAUUCUGAUUUUUAUCCUUACGAUGAUAUGAAUUUAGAUUUCGAACACAAAAAAUACGCUAUACUGUACGAUAUGUAUGUAAAAUUUCAAAAGACGUACUACGGUUACAACAAUCGCGAUCCUAUGUUAUCCAUCGGAGAAUUUCUUGUACACGGUCCAUUCGUAGUGAUCGAUUGUUCUCGCCAAAACGAAUCGAUAAAGAGCGCCACUGUAGAUAUUCGUACAGAAUUCGAAUGGUGA
This is a messenger RNA of Trachymyrmex cornetzi, 1131 nucleotides long. RefSeq lists its product as uncharacterized. The transcript is spliced from 2 exons. NCBI's taxonomy places the organism in Eukaryota, Metazoa, Arthropoda, Insecta, Hymenoptera, Formicidae. The record is from RefSeq and is a predicted model, not a curated record. The coding region runs from base 1 to 1131 and encodes 376 amino acids.